Molecule: messenger RNA, 3345 nt
Organism: Rotaria sp. Silwood1
Lineage: Eukaryota; Metazoa; Rotifera; Eurotatoria; Philodinida; Philodinidae
Source: the annotation of a GenBank genome assembly
AUGGCAAAUGUGCUUCAUCUAUCGAAAUUAAGUCGUGGUCAUGUUGAAUUAUCUGAAAAUGGCUCUCGUUUAGAAAUCUAUGCUGAUCAAAAUGAAAAGCCACUUAUUCACACUUCAGAAACUAAUCAACUUCCUCAUAUACCAAAAACAUAUUCAACAAAACGUGGUCCUCUUGUUCUAUUUGCUGAAACUGGUUUUUUUAAACAUUCAAGAUCAAAAGCUCAUCGAGAUAAAAGAAUUCUUCAUCAAGAUUUUAAUUCACCUUCUUUAUUAAGUCCACCACCACUUAAAUUAGGUGAACUAAAACGAAGUAUUUUAGCUUAUGGUGGAACUCCAGAGAAUCAACUAGCUGGUGGUGUUGUUGAUGAAGAUGGUACAUAUAUAAAUAUGAAAAUACCAUCAAAAAAACGUCCUCACCCAUCAAAAUAUGCUGGUAUCAGUUCACAUGUUGCUAUUAAACGACGAUAUAUGAUUGCUAGUAGUGAAGAUAAAAGACGAGAUCUUGAUUCUAUUCUCGAAUUGGAAUAUUCAACUUCACGUAAUCAACGUUAUUCAAUGAUGAAAACACAUAUUCUUAGUGAUGAAAUUUCUCUUCUUCCUCCUGUUUAUAGAAAUCCAGAUAUUGUUCAACAUUCUCCAUUCUUUUUAGCAGAUGCCUAUCGAUUUUUUCAAAUUGAAAAUAGUAUUUCUUCGAAUGAUGAUGACAAUACAGAACAAGUGAAUUCUGAAACACAAAAUGCAUUAGAAAUUGUUGAUUCAAAAGGAAGUCAGUUAUCUUAUGAAGCAUUAGAACAAUCGGAAAAAGAAAAAGUGCUUGCUGAUUUACUUAUACAAACAGCUUUACAUAAUAUUGCUGAACAACAAAAUAUUGAAAUAUUUGAAGAUGCACUUAAUCGUGUACGAGAUUCAGAUAUAAGUCAAAGUUUUUCAACAAUGGAUAUUCCAACACUUGUUGACGAAAGUAGCCUUACAGCUUUUCCAUCCGAUACAGUCAAUAAUCAUCAUCAACAUUUUAAAUCUGCUCCAACUGCCAAUGAAUCACUAGCACAACAACAUUAUAUGUUUGGUAAAAUGCAAGGAACGUUACCAACCAAAUCAAAAUAUCAAACAAAUAACAGUGAACAACAAAAUGAUGCGACAAAUAGUGAUGAAUUUAAUAAUGAAUAUACUCGAACAACAAGUGAUAUUGUUCAUUCAAAACUUAUUCGUGCAUCUCGACUGUUAGCACCCUUAUCGACUUCUGCUCAUCAAGAAUCUUCAACAGCACGAAAUCAAUCACAUACAGCAACAAAAUUAUCUACAAAAUUACGAAAACCUCAUGAUAUUGAUUCUAAUCAACAUAAAAUAUCAACAAAACUAACACGUAAAUAUGAAAAUCAUACACAAUUACAACAUCUUUCAUCACCUGUAGAAUUACAACAAGAUAAAUUAACAGCAACAAAUCAAUUAAUUGAAAAAGAACAAUCUUUAACAAAUUUAUUAUAUCGUCAACGUUCAUCGAAAAGUUCAAAAUUAAAUCCAUCAAGACAAGGAACAGGAAAAACAUUUGCUACAGGCCGAUGUGUUACAUCACCAUUGAGUAUACAUGGUAAACAAAAACCAAAAAACGAAGAUCAGAAUUUUAUAUUCACUGAUAUAUUUGUAGAAGAAGCAGAAAGACUUUUAGCUAUUGAUUCAUAUAGAGAAGAAGAUGAUGAAGUUGAAGAUAAAAAUGAGAGUACACGAACAUCAAUUGUCGACGUGGCUGAAGAUGCACUUGUUCGUAACGCAUCACACUCACCUGGAACAAAGACAGAUGAAGAACAUGAUCAACAUGUUCAUCCAUCAGAAAUGAAUUUAACAGAAAAUUCUAUAAUACCACCUGAAGUAACUUUAAAGCGAUCUGCCUAUACACAUCGAUCUCAUGGAACAAUAAAGUCAAAAAAUUCAUCAGCAGUUCCUCCAGGAGCAUUAUUAAUUGCACCUGAUGGUGAAGUUCUUUUCGUCGGUGGAUCAUCUGGACAACCAGAUAAUGAUUAUGACGAUUAUUUGUCCAAACAUGAACCAUUUUCUCAUCAACCUUUAACAGCUUCUCUGGUAGUAGAAAAUAAUGAUCAACAAAGUAUAUCAGUUGCACCUUGUGUACCAAUGGUUCUUGGAACAAAACGUGAACGAUUACCUGAUGAAACAGUAAUACGACGAACUUUAAAUUUAACUGGUGGUGAUUUUGAUAGUCAAAUUGGUUUGCAAUCAUGGAGCUAUGAAGUACCUCUAGAAAAACGACGAAUAGUAUCAAAAUCUUAUACAUUAAUUCCUCCUCCACCACCUAUAGGACUUUCAGCAUUUACUGGACGUAAACGUAAAUAUUUACAACUAGAAUUUAAAAUGAAAAUAACAAUAUUCAUCUUAGAUCAUCAACAAAAACGAAUUGCUCAAGAAAUACAUGAUCAUGCUAUGCUUCACUCAACAUUAUCUAUGCAUAGUGAAGCAAUUCAACAACAACGUGUUCCAAUUCAUCCAAAUAAUAAAACUCGACCAAUUGCUGAAACGCAAUCACCCCUUCUUGCAUUUACAUCUUGGGCAUAUCAACGACCACCGACACCACCAAUGAUCAAACGACCUUAUUUAUACAAACCAGACUAUCGACCGUCGGGUGUACAUGGACAUAAACAUCCAAUCGGUGAUACAGAAACAAUGAUUCGACGAACUAUCAACAUACAUGCUGGCGAUAUAGAUGCGUCAUUAAGUUUUACAAUUUGGGUUUAUGAUAUGUGGAUAAAUGAUCUAGUAAAAAGUGGUGCUGAUCCACAUUACAUAAAACAAGUUAAAAGUCUUUUUGAUUUAUUUAAACAACGAAGAUUAAGUAAAGUCGAUUUACAAGAUAAAGAGUUUCUUACAGCACUUGCCAAUCAUGCACAAGCAUUAGCUAAAAUUAUUUUAAAACGUUCUGAUUCUGGAUAUCAUCUUGCGGAAGAUGCACAGUUGGCAAUUAUUGAAAAUUUACGUAAUUUAAAAUAUCUUCUUGAUCAACGACUGGCAAGUGUGUCUGAUCAUGAAUAUCGAGAAAUUCUUCGUGAAACACUUCAACAUGUUUUACUUAAAGGAAACUUAGAAAAUUUACAAAUUACUGAUGAUAUUCUUAUGGCACUUAUGGAUUAUCCAAUAGAAGCAUUUGAAAUAUAUUUAGAUCCUGAUACAGGUGAUGAAUAUAUUCGUAUAAAAAGUGCAUAUCAAACAAUAAAAAAUAAAAUAAAACCAAAGAGAACAAAGAAAAAAACAAAAAGUAAUAUAUAUGUAUAUUCAUUAGAUACUCAUUUCUCCCUUGGAAAUAUACUUUUUUUCUAUUUUUCAUCCGUUUUCAAUUAA